GCACCAGUUACGUAUGACCGUAAAAAAUAGAAACUUCCAAGAUGGCUGAGGCCGUGGACUCCAUGCAUUUCGCAGCAAACAGCAAAACAAAUUCCCCUAAACCCUUGAUAGCCAAGCGGCCACCGGAGAGCCGACCGCAGUCUUCCAGCGACAUUUACCCGCCGCCCCCUAAGAAGGUCCGGGUGGAGGAGAAGGGCCAGAAGCACAGGAAACUGAACGGAGAGGUGUGCGCAGGGGAAAAACACAACGGGAAGCAGAGUUGUGGCAGCCCAGCGAAAUGGAGUUUCGGCCCGGCCAAGGCGAGCCACUCUGCCGCCGCCGCGGUGUCAGUGACUCCCGCACGGAAAAUCUUCAAAAUCAGCAACUUCCUCGCCUCGCCUCAGAAAAUGAAAAAGGCAAAGGAGAAACGACACAAAGAGAAGGAGAAAAGCAGCGAGGCGCAGCAGAGCUCCGCCGUGAGUGUGGAGAGAGUGAGCCCAGCUAGCUGCCAUACAAAGACCGAGAACGGCGACAUGAAAACGCUCCAGAGAGGUGAGGACAGCACUGCACAGCCCGCCACCACUACUCACUACAACACUCUGUUUCACUGCUUUAUCUUCACAUUUUAAACUUCAACUAAGCUUUUACUAAAACAAAAAGCUUUGUUAAAUUAUGACAUAAUUUCUCCAACAUAAGGCCCCAGUGUUUAUUAGGCCCAGAUAGUAAAAUACACGUGGAAAUGUUUGUUCUUUAGUUAUUUUCCUCAGCGUGGAGGUAGCUGAGUUUCACCUCCCUCUUUCUCCUCUCCACAGAUCACCAUGUGAAGGAGAAAGAAAAAGAGAAGAAAAAGGAAAAGAGUAAAGAGUGGAAAAAUCACAGAGUGCCACCUUUACAUGACAUCGCACGAGAAAACGGAGAGGUGAUUUCCACGCAGAAAGGUAGGAAUGAAAUAUUUUAUUAACCGUGUGGAGCCAAAAGUUAAUUGUUAUUAUUAAUUAAGAGAUAAAACACGUUUUGCCUUCAUAUCACCAACCAAGUUUGACUUCUCUAAACUUACUAAAUUAAACACAUUACUGUGGAAAUUAAGGCAGUGUUUUUCAACCUUUUUUCAGCCAUGGUACAUUUUUUCAUUAAAAAAUCAGGAGGCACACAACCAAUCCAAAAUUUUACUAAAUGACACUCAGUAGCCCCAAAUACAGUUUACACAAUGACAAUAUAGUCUCUCAAUUUAUUCAUACUCACCCAGUGUGAAACCUGGGACUGUAGAUGACAGCACAGACACUUGAGAAGUGCAUAUUAUUUGCAGAUACUAAAGUGAAAUUGGAUAAUUUCUCAGGGUACACCUGACUAUCUGUCAUGGCACACUAGUGGUUGAAAAACACUGAAUUAAAGCAUAUAAAGUCAAACAAAUAUUAUAAAAAUUUCAGAAAAAAAUAGUGAAAUGUAUCUCUACUGACCAUAAUAUGAUUUUUUUUCCAAAUUACAAACUUUUAGAAUUCAUAUAAAAUUACAUUCAAAUUUGUGUUCAUAUUUCUUCGUAACUUCACUUAUAUGACUGCGUCUGUUUCCUUUGUUCUCUGUCAAAAUAUGUUUUACAUGUCUUUUACAGACUCGAAGGAGAAGCCCAAAGUUGGUUCAGAGGAAGACCUCUUGCUGAAGAAGCUGAAGAAGAAAAAGAAAAAGAAGCACAAAGACGGCGAGCGAAUGAAGGACAGACACAGUCGACCCAAAAUGUAUCACCGCUCGUGUCAGACAGUGUGUUCAGGGGUGUCUCUGGGCCUGCCUGAGUUCAUCGGUCGGAUUAAUGGUAACAACAACAGCAGCAGUUUACUCCACACUGCAACACCAACACAGCAUCACCAGGAUCCUGCUGCUACCUCUGCCUCCAUCACCUCCAUGGUCAGGGAAAGGCUCGGCUACAACUCCCCGCUGCACUGUGUCCCGCCACCGAGCCUCCCUGGUCUGGAGUUCGGCCGGCUGAUCCACAUCGAGCAGCAGGCCAACGGAGGCGCAUCUGUGGCGCACGCCUACAGCGAGCAGCUCUCCUGUCUGUCUCCAGCUGAGAUGCAGCGUUUCGCCCAGGAGUUUGUGACACUGUCGUUUAGCGAGGAUGACGCCCAGGCGGCGUGUUUUGUGAUGGGUAUCAUUCAUGGAGCUGCUUCCUACCUCCCAGACUUCCUGGACUACUUCUCCUACAAGUUUCCUAACGCACCGGUAAAGAUGGAGGUGCUCGGGAAGAAGGACAUAGAGACAACAACCAUGGCCAACUUCCACUCUCAGGUAUGAUAUUGUCUUUAAACAUAACUCAAAUCCUUUUUCAAGUGGACAGUUGGUGAGUAGUCUCAGCGGGUUCGAGGAUGCUGAAAUGUCCACUUUGAUUGUGUGAAGAGUCUGAGGGUGUGAGCAGCACAGACUGGCAAGCCGAACCAUCGCAUUAACAGCUCUCUCUCUCUCUCUCUCUCUGCGUUUUGAAGUUUUUUUGUGUGUGUCAGUCUUUGUCCAGACCGUCACUGAGUCGAGCUUUUCUUUCCUGGAUUCAAAGAGUUUCAGCUCUCAGGUCGUCUUAUGGAGCAGUGCGCAUUAAUGCCGCGUGUCACACUGUGUCACUUUAUAGAAUGGUUUACUGAAAAACUUUGAGACCUUUUGGUGUUUGUUGCACCUUCAGCUUGAGCUCAGCUUUCAUAUAAGGUGAUUCUUUAGUUAAAGACUCCGCAGUGUGGACAUCAAACUAGUGAUAAUGUGUUUCUUUUUAUUUGUUAGUUUUGAGUCAUUUCAGCACCCCAAGCAUUAAAGUUAUAAACGAACUCAAGUGGCCGUCCCAGCACUAUAAUGAACAACAUCUUUUUACUGCUUCAUGAGGACAUCUGCAGGAAGUUUUAGUCAUCUUUAUAGGUGUUUGCUUUGCUUGAGUUUAACAAACAGAAGUUUUGAUUGCUUUUCUUUCACACAGAAUUGGUUUGAAAUAAUUCCCUCGGUAAUUUCAAACAAUGAAACGCUCGGUCCUAAUCUAAAAUCCUGUCAUAUGAGAAAAGAGAUCAAUGGGAUUUUUAUAUCCGUAGACCAGAAGAGAAACUGCAAACUGCUCAAACUAAUACAAGUUUUUUGAUAAUAUAAUUCUUAAUUAAUCUUUAUAAAAAUUAGUCUGUGUUGGCAGUGUGUGUUCAUAAAAGGAUAGCUUGUGGACAUCCUCUCCUUCAACUAAAGUAACCAGGUCAAGCCACGUUUUGUAUUAAACCAAAAUCUAAUCACUGUCCAAGAGAAAACUACUCUGGUAAAGAAAACUUGAGAGCAGAUGAGAGCUGAUUUGACAGCAAAGAGCACUAGAGUUUGCAUUACUAUAACUGAAGUUUUGACUGCAAACAUAGUUUUGUGUGCAGGGAACACCAAACGCUGGACCUCCCCCACUAUAAAUCGUACCACCAAAAACUGUCAAAUCAAAAGAGACAUAAUUAUGUGUGACAUAAUCCAGCUUCAAAUGCCGUAUCUUUCAAUAUAUGUGACAUAAAUUGAGGUCUAAAUUUAACAUUGACUCUCAUUCUCACACACCAAACUCCUCAUUGGAAUUUUUGGCAACACUUGCCACCUUCAGCCUUAUUGCCUUUCACCUUCAAAUGGGAAACACUGUGUUAAUCAUUAGUUAGUAAUCAUUCAGGCUUUCAGGAUUUAAGAUUAAAAAGAUGUUGCGAUGCUGUUUUUCCUUUCUCACACUGAUCAGAUACCUGAACCUUCAUCAUUUAAAAAGGUGUGCAGGUAUGUUACCUAACCAGCGUCAAAGUGAUCAUGAUUUUUGACAUUCUUAGAUAGCGUGAGGGUUUUGUAGUCUUUUGUAAAAUAUGAACAAUAACAUGCAGGAGAAAUGCCAUAAAGCCUUUUAUAUUUAGUAAUUUGAGAGCUAGAAGGACAUCUUAGUUCUUUGUAGAAAAUAUUUGGUUUCAUGCAGGAAAUGAAAUGUGAACCAAUUUUCUCUCAUUUUUGAUUGUUUCCAAUUUUCGUUGUUCUUGUCCAAUUUCCAGGAUUCACUAAUGUUUCCUUUUUGUGCUCUUCUCUGAGCUAAGAGAGACUUUGUCAGGUGUUUGGGAGCACUCUCACCUAGAUAAGAAAAUCAAACUUCCUGUUGACCGAUCGCAGAGAGUUGAGGAACUGUUUUUUUUGGGUUUUUUUUUUUUAAAUGUUUCUUAUGAAACGUUUAAACUAAGCUUCUCCCACUGAGGCAGAAGUUUAGUUUAUAUGAGGGGCAGCUCAGCUCACAGCCCCUGAUGUGAAAGUACAAACAUACCAGUCCUAAUUAACACUGCACUCUCUGCUAGCACUGGUAUAUUUUUAUGACCUCCUGAAAGGUACCAGAAGUCAUGUCUACUUUGCUGCUUCUCAACAGUAUUUGAGGAGGCAGAGAAGACGACUUGAUUUCUGGUUUAUAAAACAAGGUUGGCUGAUUAGAUUAAUUGCAUUUUAACCAAAUUAGCAUCAUACCAGCUUCGGCCCUCACAUGGUGGAUAGCACCACUAUCUUUUCUGAAUGAAUUCACAUUUUUCUAAUCUCCAGUGACAGCGUAUCAAAUCCAGGCUGGCUGGUGUUCAGUAUAAGCUCUGUUUUGGUGUUUAGAGUUUAAUGUUGCCUCUAACAGAAAUGUCAGCUCUGUUCUGAAAUCUGUAUAUUCCAUCAAACUCAUUUCUACCCAAGAUCACCACAUAUGACAAUAGUGCGUUGAUUUAUGAAUUGAAUCAAUACAUGACUUUUUAUUUGUUUUGACCCUAAUUCAGCCCUUGCUGUUUUUUCUUUCUUGAUAAUUUAAAAAAAGCAGAAAUCCCAAAGUCUUUAGAGACAAUAUUUCACUGAGACAAAUAUUAAAAAUCUGCACUUACCUAAAAAAUAUUGACUCCCGUUCAACCUUUUCCUCUUUAGUUAGAAUUAUGUUGUUAUAUUUUGUCAAAUGCAGAAAACACAAAAAAGUGAUAUCAGCUUACUAUAUCAGCAUCGGCCGCUGAAAAACUGAUAUUGGUCAACCCCUCUGAGAUUAUGACUUCUGGCAUGGAAACUGGCAUGAUGCAUCUGAAUCGAGCCCCCUCCCCCCCCAAAAAAAAACACAAAAAAUAGCUUACAAGGAGGGUUUUUCCCGCAUAGAUCAAUAUUUCUUGUAUUUUUUGCUCCAGGAUAACAUUAAAUCAUUUCAUCAGUCAUGCAUUCAUAGCUGUUGUGGGAUUUUUGAUGAAGGGAAAGAUAAAUCAAAGAUAAAAGAUAGGACUAAAGGAUUAAAAGAAAUAAGAUAGGGGGUCUAUUUUCUGUGUUGGUGGCUUUUUAAAAUAUCUUUAAAGACUAACUCAUUGAUGUCUUAUGAACAUUCUUAUAACUUUAAAAAAAUCUGUUUUUCAGAAACUGAGAAGCACCAAAAAACAUUUGAAUUUGUUGAAUUAGGUAACACAGACUUCAAAGCUUUGACUGCGAGCAGACUCAUUACUCCUACUGUGGUGCUUCGCCUCCUCCGAAGGAAAAACCCUGACAUGGAGUUUAUUGUGUCGCUUGUGUAAAGUGCCUGAAAUAUGCGCAGCGGCACAGUUUUACCUGUAGGUUGAGUGUCACAGACCCUGGGGGCUUCAGUUCUCAAUCUGAAAUCACCACCAGUUUAGAUCAACCAGUGUUACGCUGCAGCACAUUUAAGUGUCUGGGGGGUUUAUUUAUUUGAAGUGUUGACAUAGUAAACAGAAAGGAAUAAAACAUCUAGAAAAAAGGGUGUAUCUUAGUUCAGUUCUGAACGCUGGGAGAGGCAUAAUCUUGUUUUUAUUUCAGUUGAUUUUCCUGACAUGUCCAAAAUGAAAAAUUUGACCCACAGACAUCAAUCAGUCAUAAUCCAGAAAAGCACCUCAAUUAACCCACUGAGGUGCCCUGAGCACACCAUCAUCAGAUAUUACACUUGAAUAUUCAGUGAAACUGAAACCUGCUUUGUGUGAUGUGUCAGAGUAAAUAAAGCACACCACUGUGCACGUAAAAAUUACACCUCAAGGAUGAACAUUUGUGCGCACUCACAUGAAUGAAGAUUUACUUCUGUAUUUAUCAGUUUGACAGUUUACCAAUCACUCUGUCUUUCAGCAGUCCACAGCGAUCCACUGAGCCUAGGGAUGCGAAUUGAUAAGAUUUUAUCGUUAUCGAUGCCAUUAUUGAUUCUGCUUAUCGAUUCAAUCCUUUAACGAUUCCCUUGUCAAUGUGUUUCUUUGUUUAAAAAACAAGUAGACUAGGUUUUCAUUUUUAACUCAAACAUUUACUGAGUCUCUGAUAACAGAAAAAGAUGUAUGCCACCUUCAGUGAGAGUCUAAAAAUAAUCAGAGAAAAAUGCUGUUUGUACGGCACUGUGCAUACGUUAGGGUGCCCAUACUCUGAAUUCCCAACAAGAGGACACUACGGGGCAGACUUUUGAGGGUUUUUUUUUUUUUUUUUGUCGAGUCGAGGGUUUUUUAUGUGCUUCUAACUCAGUUAAACACAUAUCACUCUGAAUUCCCAAAGACAGUGCAUGUGUGCGUCGCAUCAGUGGCUUUAGAAGUGAGUGGAGGGGCAGAGCUGCAGGGAGCACUGAUGCGCUGUUUUAUAAUCAAUGGAUACACCUUCGGGACAUUUGAAGGAUUUUAUAAACUCCUCCCGGACAGCCCCCCAAAAAAGGACAUGUCCGAGUUAAAGAGGACGUAUGGUCACUCUAACAUAAAUACCUUUAAUGCUGUGCUGAGACGGGGCAGCAGCGGCUGACGACCGUCUGAGAGCAUUAAAUACAUGUGACUCCUUAUAUUUGAUGCCGUGCCCCGUUGACAAAUGUUUAAGCACGUUGCUGCUGGUGUUAUCUGUGCUCGACAAACGUUGCACUGUUAUCGUCUGUCUUAGUAAAACUAAGCCAUGCAUUAGCUCGUUUCUGCCUACUUUUCGUGCCGUCCGCCAUGUUUCUUUCUCUGUCUGUGUUCCCGUUUGCGUAGACUGGAUCUUCUGAGACCGUUUUUCAAGGCACCCCUGGAAGAAAGGAAUCAUUAAGGGAAUCGUUAAGAUAAAAUGUACAUGAUGCUGAUGGAUUGAACCAUUUGGAACCUGUUCUCGAUUCCCAUCCCUAACUGAGCCAUAAUAAUAUCACAUAGAUUUUUUUAGCAGGGGUACCAGCUAGAACUGCUAGGGUGUAAAAAUGUAUGUGAUAUGAUUCCCCUUACAUAUACUUUUCUGAAAUGCGGUUAUUUUACUUUACUGCUUACUGAAAAGUAUAAAGGAAGUCUCAGUUGUCUGAGAGGUCUUUGGUAGAUGAGUCAUCUCAUGCUCUUUCACUGGGGCGCCCCUGUUGGUUACACGUUCCUUUGCUCAGGAUUUCCUUAUGAAAUUCACAGGACCAAAAUAUUUCAGUAAUUUGUCUCCUCCUUUUUUCUUUCUUUCUUUGGCAGUUUUCCAUUCUUCAGAGCAACAAUGUCUUGAUUUUCCUGAUGUCUGUUAAGAGUCUUGAGUUUCACUAAAACGCAAAUCUUUGUGUUUAGGUUCUUUUUGAAUAUUAAGUAGAUGCUGCUGUUGUUCCUAACGAUUGCUUCUAGCUUAAAAAUAUGUAUAGAAGCUGCACAACAUAUUUUACAGAAACGUGUCUGUGAACUGACAGCGGGGCAGAUAGGAGGCUUGGUCUGGGAUCUGUCAAGGUGUAAACACUCAGAAACCUGCUGACUUUGACCUUUCUUCUGUGUUGUCUCUCCUGCAGGUGAAGCGGACAUACUCCCAGGGAACAUACCGGGCCGGGGCCAUGCGGCAAGUCAGUCUGGUUGGGGCUGUGGACGAAGAGGUCGGCGACUACUUCCCAGAGUUCAUCAACAUGUUAGAGGAGUCUCCCUUUCUCGAGGUAGGUUGGAGUGAGAGCGUUGUGAGCUGUUUAUGCCUGUCUCAGGUGUCUUUCUGUAAGGUGAUAGUCCAUCGGUUAACAAAGAGUUUUUACACUCUGUUAAUAUAGCGGACCCUCCCUUGGGGAACUUUCUCCAGUCUGCGGCUGCAGAGCCCCACUGAGAGCGACGAUGGCCCCAUCAUGUGGGUCAGACCUGGAGAACAGAUGAUCCCGAUGGCCGACAUGCCAAAAUCGCCCUUCAAAAGGAAAAGGUGAGUCGACACAUUAUUAUCCACAAAUGUCUGAUGGUGCACAGGUAUGCUAAUCUGAACGAGUAUUUUCAUUAAAGCUCCUGUCAGGGACGUUCAGCUCUUAGCAGGACUGAUUCCUCAGCUGCUCAGCUCACAUAAACCUCCUCACACUGGUUUCAAACUUUAAAAAUCAGGAUUUUUAAAAUUUCCAAUCUUUUCACUGAGUUUUUUCUUUUUUUCUCUGUUGGAUAUCAUAAAAAUGAAUCAAAAUGAAUUUCAGUUUAUUUCACAAAUGUGGAGAAACUCCUCAGAGGAGCUAAAAAAAGGUUCAGGGCUCUAAUGGCCCAGCAGUCUCGGUGCCCCACAUAUAGACGCUACAUUCCCCGUCACAGCGGUUGCUGGCUUGAUAUCCGGUCUUGACCUUUAGCUGCAUCCAACCUGGCUCUGCUCCUACAUUUCAGGUCUCUCUUCAGCUGUUAUGUCUAAUAAGGCUUGAAUAAGACUUUAAAGGAUUCACUGGAGAAGUGAAUCACUUCCAGCUCAACGUUGAAGCUCAUCUGCAUGAACAGGUGUUUUACCACCGCUGCUCACUUACUGACUGCUGUGAAUGCAUGUUUUUUAGGUCCACGAACGAAAUAAAGAACCUACAGUAUUUACCCAGAGCCAGCGAGCCCCGGGAGAUGCUGUUUGAGGAUCGGACGAGAGCCCAUGCUGACCACAUCGGUCAGGGGUUUGAAAGACAAACUACUGCUGCUGUUGGUGUGCUGAAGGCCGUGCGCUGUGGAGAGGAGUGAGUGCAUGGCGAUGUUUCUUUACCCCAUCAUAUACUUUACACACAUACUAAAACAUCAGCUGUAUUGGAAAGAAAACUGGGAGAGAGAACAUUUUCUGCUGUUUGAGACACUUGAACAUAUUAAAGGUAACUCUGUUAGGGCGACUACAAUGUUGUUUCUCGGCAAGCACAUGAACCAGGGUGGGAUCUUAACAGUGGGAAUAAAAUGCUUCAUGUAAGAGGAUUUUUUUGUGUUUCCUUACAGCAGUGAGACUCCCGCCCGGAUCACCAAAGAUGUUGUGUGUUUCCACGCUGGAGAUUUCCCAGAUGUGGUCAUGAGGCUGCAGCUGGACCUUCAUGAACCACCUCUGUCUCAGGUGGGUACAUUCAUCACAGCAAGACACAGCAGUUUAUGCCGCCAUGCUGCUUUUUUUCUGCCUCUCAAACGAAGGGAUCCAAGCAUCCUUAAAGUUACCCAUGAGUUACAUUCAGCCCACAGAGACCCUCUGUACUUUCCAGAAGCUUUAGACCCAGAUCUUUGUGAGCAGCUCCACACUUGGUAAUUUGGAGUUGGAGAUGAUUAUUUUGAGGUUCCAUGAAGAUGAUGAUUAUGUUUUCGACAAUAGUUUUGUGGUGUUGUAAUUAAAAAACGCACCUAAACACCUUUUGCGUCGCCUGUAGCUCUGCAUGUUAGCACCUGUUACUGAUAGGACUUGGCUCUCGCUCAUGUUGCUUCCCCUCUAACUCAGAUAUACUGCUGCACUGCACUAUAUGAUCUCAGACAGCCAGUGUUGGCAACAAGCUGCUGUAGGUAGUGGAACAUCUAGCAGCUUAAGAGACACGUAUGUUCAGUAACUGUUGAACAGAGUAGAAGGAAAGUAAACAACGGUGUGGCAUUUGUCAGGUUGUCAGAAAGAAACAGAGGAAUGAUAAUUAUUUUGUCUGCCGUUUGUAGCUCCUCACUAACGUCCUUCAUAAAUUUUUGAUCUGUAAACAGCCUUCAGCGUUUUCUAAAGUGCUUUAAAUGUCAAGUUAUGAGGAGAAAACUUUCUGUUUUCUCUUUGUGAUUAGUUGAACGGUUUCCUAAAUCAGUACCGCUACUCCGCGUGAAACAUGAGGAUGACUUCUUGUCUUUUCUUCUGUAAACGAAGAACUUCAUGUGUCCAUGUUGUUAUUCCACAGUGUGUGCAGUGGAUCGACGAUGCUAAGCUGAACCAGCUGAGGAGGGAGGGGAUCCGAUAUGCCCGAAUUCAACUCUAUCAUGAUGACAUCUACUUCAUCCCCAGAGGAGUCGUCCAUCAGUUCAAAACUGUAUCUGCUGUCUGCAGUCUGGCCUGGCAUAUCAGACUCAAACAAUAUCACCAACAUGAGCUGGAGAAGGAGGAGGAGGAGGAAGAGGAGGAGGAGGAGGAGGAGGAGAAGUGUGUACCAAGAGAAGUCCCACUUCGUACUAAAAGGGAGGAGGAAGAGCAAGAGAAGGAGUGUGUCCCUGUUGUACAGCUGGAGACGAAAGAGGAGGAUGAGGACGCUGAGGGCGCUCAGCCACAAACUCUAGCACAGACUUUUAAGGGGGAAGAGCAAGAGAGAACGGCCGAGGCGAAAGAUUUCUCAACAACACAGUCGGUACCUGCCAUCAAACAGGAGAAAGAUGAAUAUGUGGUCACUAGCACACUGCUGAGCACUUCAGCUGAGGACAAGGAGAAAGAGGAGGGGAAAGGAGCGGAAGAUGAAGGAGUAGAGAUGCAGCUGAUGGGUCAGGAGGAGGGUGGGGUGGACAGUACACCCUUGAAGUCACUACAACAAGAUAGGAAGGAGGAUGAGGAGGAAGAAGAGAGGCAUCAGAAGAUAAUACCAGGUCAAGGUGUGAAAGAGAAAACUAAAGAUAGCAUAACAAGCACUUACAACACACAUCCAAUCAAAAAGGAAAAGGAUAAAGGAAAGAGGGAGAGGGAUGAAAAGGAGAGGAUGAAAGAGAAGGAGAAGAAAGACAAGGAGAGGAGUAAAGAGAAGGAGCGGGAAAAAAAGGACAGAGGGAAAGACAGGGAUAGAGAAAAGGACAGAGGGAAAGAACAGGAGAAGGUAAAGCCUGAGGGAGGCAGAGAGAGCAGUGCAACAGUGCAGCCUGUGCAGCAGAUAAGAAAAAAAGAGGAAGAGGAACGGACAAAAGAGGGCAGCAGAGCGCCUCCGACUUCCCUGCUCACACAGAGAGACGAGAAGUGGGCCAAGGAAUGGGACUCAAAGACACAAACGCAUGUCAAAAGAGAGAAGGAGCACCCAGGGAGCGAUAAAGAGAAGGGAGUGUCUCACAGAGAGGAGGCCCGAGACACCAGCUCUCAUAAACACAAGUCUUCACACGGAAAGAAGGAGAAGAGCGGGCACAGGGAUGGAAACGCGUCGAGCGCGCACGCAAAGCCGGGAAGGGAAGAGGGAAAGACGGGCGCUCCGAAACCCGUGAACAUGCAGAUUAAAAAGGAAGGAAGAAAGGAUAAAGAUGUGAACAGUAAAGAGGAGAAAAAGAAGCCUUCCUCUGGUGCCGCUCCACCACCAGAACACAAACCACCACGGACACUCAUCACCUUUGACCUCUUCAAGCCCAUGGAGGCUCACCAAACUCUGGCGCUCUCUUUAACAGACAAUAGGCCAAAGAGCCACCACCACCACAGUGACUCUCAAAGAGGCUCCUCCUCGAAGCCCGGCUCUGAUUCUCGGACAUUUGUGCCCUCGAAAGGACCAAAAGUAAAGGACUCGGUGCAGGGGAAACCUGCCACACCCCUACAGGACACACGGCCACAGCAGCACUCUUUGAAACAGCCCCUUAAAACACACAUGCCCCAAACACAGAAAGACUUCUUAAUAUGAAUGUCAAGAUGUCUAGUCUUCUUUUUUCUUUCUUUUUUUUUCUUUUUUUUACUGUACAACUUCCGCUGAGGCUUUGUCAAAGUACUCGAAGAUGCAUCCUUUCUCCAGACAUCACCUGGACCUUUUAAUUUGUAAUAACCGAUGCGCAGGUGCAUUCUCUUUCUCUGCUCACAAACGUCACCCAGUGAGGCAGUGAGGAGAGGACGCACUCUUCCAGUAUUUUAUCAGUGCCUAAGAAUGUAAGCUAAGUAGCUCACUUCACGUUUGUUAGCGAAUGUACGUAGGCUCUAUAUAAACUGUUAUGUGACCCAUGUGUCAGUGCCUGUGCACUACUUAGCUUCACUCUUAAAGCACCUAUUUUAGGUACUGGACUCGCCAAUCUGAAAACAACCGUACACGCUCCCCGCUAUAGGAAAUACUCACCUCCACUGCAUCUGAUAUUUCAGGAAGCCACCGCGCUGACACUAAAGCCCCCUUUGUCGCGUCGCCUCAGAUCACGGGGUUCGUUAUUCGAACACUCCAACGUCAGAGCAAGUUGUUGUUUUCAGACUGGAAGUUGUUUGACUCACACAGGGCUGUAUAUGAUACUGUAUGUACCAAAACUGUACAGUAUAGAUGUUAUUAGCACCAAUGUGAGAAAAUGUAUACAGAAAUUGCAUAUAUUUUUUGUAAGACAAGUUUUAUUUUCCAUAGAACUUAUUUAUAUCAUUUACUGUCUGUUUUUAUUUGAAACCAAUGUAUGUGAAAAAAAUUUGCUGUAAAUACAUUUUAUUUCCUAAAAUAAGACUUGGUAGUGUGAUUUAUACUCUGAUCAGAACCUCUCAAUAAAUGGUUCAAAAAUACUGAA
Xyrichtys novacula (pearly razorfish) is the source of this 12530-nucleotide messenger RNA. The record is from the annotation of a GenBank genome assembly. Lineage: Eukaryota; Metazoa; Chordata; Actinopteri; Labriformes; Labridae.